CUUUUCCUUCCAGCCUAUCACAAAGUACAAGUAGCAUCCGAUGGUGGCGCUCUACGCGUACAGUAACGAAACUGCAGUAAGUCGUCGUCUGCAGUGUUAACAUGAUAGAUGGUUAUUGGUUUCCUCGGCUCUCGACAGAUUACGUAAAAUCACACUAGCUACUCACUAUCGGGCCAACUUUACCCACGCUCUUUUGCCAUUUAUAAAAUUAUUCCUGUCCGUUUUUUAUUUCUUUAACUCUACUGCAUGUAAAUGCCGGUUGGCAAUAUGAAAGACAUUUAGUGAACUAAAUCACUUAAACUGCGGUUAAAGUAUGUCAUCAGUAAAACACACGUGUCCAUAAAAGUUUAGGCAGCGCACACCAACAGUGCUAAAUCAAAGGGUAUCACCACAUCCCUUUCCGCAGUUGAUAUUUGGCAACUGAUAAGAGAUGGUAUGGCCGUGAGUGACGUACAGAUGUCUCGUCUGCUGAAACUUGCGCACAAAUUUAAUUGCUUUUAUUUAACAGGUUUGCAUAAAGGAGACUGUCGUCCCUUUAUUGUUGAGGGACAUCAGGUGGGUCUGGUCAGGCCUGAUGUUAUGCAGCAUCUUCAUCACUAUCCUGAUGUAUUUCAUAUUCAGCCCGAUGCCGUCGAACUGAAUCCUGCCUUCAGAGAUUAUGGGGAACGGAGUGACAGAGUGGAAGCAGUACUGAAAGACUGUCGUGCAAACAAUAUAUUUAUCGCACUUAAAGGUUGGCGUGAAGAGUGUUAUGAAGUUUGUGCUGCAUAUGCAUCCAAAGCGCUUCUUAAGAUGGACCGUUCAGCCACUUGUUUAUUUGGAAUUCGUAACUAUGGUGUUGACAUUAAUGGGUAUGUGAGGCAUCCAGAGAAGGGACUGUGCCUUUGGUUGCAGCAGCGCUCAGCAACAAAGCAAACAUGGCCUGGAAAGUGGGAUAAUAUGGUAGGUGGUGGCCUUUCUGUGGGUUAUACUAUAAUGGAAACUGCCAUAAAGGAAGCAGCAGAAGAAGCUUCAAUACCCCUAGAACUGAUGAAGAAUCUGAGGCCUGCUGGAUCUGUUUCGUUUUUCUUUGAAAGUGAAAGAGGGCUUUUCCCAAACACAGAAUUUGUCUUUGACCUGGAAUUGCCUUUGGAUUUCGUUCCUUUCAAUAGUGAUGGUGAAGUGCAAUGCUUUCAGCUACUCCCUGCAAUGGAUGUCCUUGAAAAAGUUUUCUCUCCAGACUUCAAAACAACAAGUUGCCCAGUAAUAGUUGAUUUUCUUAUUCGACAUGGCCUGGUCUCAAUUGAAAAUGAGCCAAACUUGCCUCAAGUUGUGGAACUGCUUCAUGUGCCACUUCAGACCAUCUACAGAUCAUGCCAGUACCAGCCUCCAGCUACAAAUGGUCAAGACAUUUCUGCAUAGCCUCCAGCUGUAGCAUAUGUAUUUCUUCUUCUACUUGUAUAAAAACUGGAGAUGUUAGAUGAAAGAGAAGUAGUAUUUUGCAAAAUAAAAUCACUUAACGAGUUUUACAAAUAUCUUGCUUAUGUUAUUAAUCUGUAUGAUUUUGUACAUCAUAAUAGAAAAUGUAUUUUAUGUACAAAACCAAUUAUCAGUAUUAGGGAUGUUUUAGAACAUUGGGAGACUUUAUUUUUCUGGUGUUCAUUGUUCAGAAUUAUCAUUGUUCAUAUUAUUAUAAUCUUUACAUUUAUUGCAUUAUGUGGAAAAUAUGGGGAGCAUCUUUUGUACAGUAGCUAUUUAACUAAAAGAACAAGAGGAGCAAGUGCAGGAAAAGAUUAGUGCAAAUAAUUGAUUGUGAGAUGUAAUACGUAUGUGACACAAAAGUGUCUCACAACAUGUAACAGCCUUAAAAGUUAAUCAACUUCAUUUCAUGGGUAAGAUUAGAGAAAAGUAGUUAACCUAGUGUCCAAGAAAUUAUUAAGUUAUGUGGCAUUAAUAACAUCUGGUGUGAAGCUCAAAAUUUGAUACCUUGAAUGACCAAGCUUGUUUUAUUUUUGAGAUUAAGAGAUGUUGUUUUUAUAGUGCACAAAUAAUAUAGAACUAAAUAUAAGAAACCUUCAUAGUUUUUCACAUUUCAUGUGAUGGUAAACAAGAUAAUAAUGUAAUGUGAACUUCUAUUAGUAUAUGGAGUUUAAUGCAAAAGGAUGGAAGAUCAGGGACAAAAUCUCUAUCAUCUAGGUGAUAGAAUGCAUAUCGGCCUUUCUGUUCUAUGUUUGUAUGGUGAAGGAGAAAGGUGUUUAUUUUUGUGUAUGUGGUUUUAGAUGAAUUCCUCAUUGGACCAUAAAAAUAGCUGUUCUCAUUAAUUUUAUGAACAAUUAUGAAACUGUAAUCAUGUCUGAUAAAUCAGUAUUAAUGGCCAAAUAAACAGAGGGGACAAUAAUAUUAAUUUUAGUUUAUGUGCAAAGUAUUAUGAUGUUUUGUUGUUAUUGUAAGUUAUGAGUAGGAUUAAGUCAGAAAGUUAUAUCAAAAAAGCGUACAGUCACUGUCCAAUAUAAUACUUUCAUUAAAUGUCUCCUCUACUGUUAUUGUACAGUGUUUUGUAGGCCUAAAAAGUACUAGCGGUGCUCUUACUUGAUGUUUAAAACUGAUGAGUUCUUCAUGUGAAGAUGAUAUAAAACUUGUAUUCUUGUUCAUGUGUCUGCCAUUUUACACAUCCCUAUGAUGGUUCUCAUAUGUUUGUGAGAGUUUCUACUGUCAGUCAAAAAAUCAUAAAGUCAGUUUUAAUAACUCUCCAAGACCAACAUGAAUUUUUGAUGGUGUUGUGCACUACAUGUAUACUGUACAUUUGCUGAGAACUUUAACAGAUUUAUAUGUAAUGUAUGCAAACAAAGAUAUGUAAAUUAACUCAUUUGAACGGGCACAGGCAGAGUCUUCUUAUUUAUCAAAAAUUAUUCCACUGAUGCUUCUAAUAGAACUGCUGCCACACAACUGAUCAUAUGUAAUGUUAAAUAGUUCGUGAGGACAAAUUGAAAUUUGUGGCGUGGCAGAGAGAUGGAGUUAUGCAAUUAAAUUUGCUUUUUAUUAUGCUGAUAUACAACAAAAUAUGUCAAGUUUAUAUUCAUAAGGUUUUGUUUGUAUGACUUUUCAGAGUAUUUAGUUAUUAAUAUCCCUUUCAGAUAGACAAACUAAAAUACUGCAUGGUCAUACUUUUUUCUUCGUUUUGGAUGGUGUAUUUACAACAGAAAUCCAUCCAAAUUUGGUGAAUAUUUAUAAGGAGGUUGCACCUUCAUUUCAGCAGCUAAGAAAUGGGUUGCUAUCUUCAAACACAAUUGUGUUACUCUUGAAGGUGAUUUGUAUGACUUAGGAAAAAGCUGAUGCCAUAGAUGUAUCAGAGAAAACAGUGUAACAGAUUCUACGCCAAGAAUUAACUGUGAAAAAGCUUUAUGUAGUAGAGGUGUUGCAAUCAGAGGAAUGUAUGGAAGCUGGUGGUCUUGCACAAAAAAUGACAAAUUUGUAUUGAUGUGCCAGAAAGACUAUGGCCAUUAUUUUCUGGGAUUCAAAAAUAAUCCUCUUAUUAUUAUGUGAGGGCCUAAAUAAUAAUUGGUGAACACUAAAAACUCUUUGGGACUAAUUAAAGGAAGAAGUCUCAGAGAAGAAACCAGCACUGCAAAAAGGAGAGAGAAAAUCUCCUUUCUUCAGGACAAUGCAAAUUUCGUUAAAUGGUUUUGGCACUGCGAAAACUGUGGGAUUUGUUGGAAAAUUAAUACUACUCACUAACCUCUUCCAUAUAUUCCCACAUUAAAAAAUACUUAUUGUUAGAAAACUUUUUGAGAGCUAGGCCUAUAAAGAUUCUAUAGCAGUGAAUAUUGACAUUUUACAAAUCUAGCAGAAUCACACUGCAGUGAUGAAAUCUAUUCAGUAGACAAAUGUUGGAACAAAAUACAUUGAUUUAACAUGGCAGUAUGUCACCCUCUUGUACACACAUUUUGUCAUUUUCAUGGAAUGUUGCUAUACACUGUAUGACAUGAACUAUUUUUGCACUGUAAAAUCACUGAUUUACUGCAGAUUCUAUAACUUUUAUGAGCUGUUUCAACUCUUCUAUUUCAUUUUACAAAAUUUGACUUAUUAAAUGGUUUUGUGUACUCCCAUGAGAAGUAUUGAGUAAAUGAAAUGGCAUUUUGUGUGCACUCCAUGUUCUUUGUGAAAUGUAACAAAUAAUACAAAGCAGCUUUUCAGUUUACAACUUAUAAUUGGAUAAAGUCCCACAAGAGGAUUUAUUAUUUUGUUGUUAAAUCAUAGACAUAUAUUUAUGUUAAAAGAAGUCAUUGUUCUGCGGAAGCUUCUUUGACAUGCCCUAUGAGAUACGCUGAAAAUUUGGUCAAAAUUGGCUAAUAGUAGGAAAUAAAAUAUAAUACAUAAAUACAGCCCCUGCAGAAUGGCACCUCCUUUAACCUGUUUCUCAGGAUUGUGGACCCCCAACUGAAAGGAAAUUACAGUAUAUAUUUUAUAAAUGGAUAGAUAAAAAAAAUCUCACUACCCAGCGGUAGGGGAACACACACACAAAACGGUUGAACUUUUACAAGCUUUCGGAGCCAGUGGCUCCUUCUUCUGGCACGAGAGUUGAAGUGGAAGGAAGAGGGAUAAAGGAAAAGGACUGGAAAGAUUUAGGGAAAGUUGUCCAGAACCCCAGAUCAGGGGAGACUUACUGUCUGGUAAGUCUCCCCUGACCUGGGGUUCUGGGUGACUUUUUUGAACUACACCCCUUUCCCUAAACUUCUCCAGUCCUUUCCAUUCACUGCUCUUCCUUCCCCUUCAACUGUUUUGUCAGAAAAAGGAGCCUCUGGCUCCGAAAGCUUGUAAAAGUUAAACACUUUUGGGUGUGUGUGGGGUAUAACAUGUGACAGUGCAUAUCUUGAAAAACAAUAAAUUUUUAUACCAACAACUACUAAGAAAAUGAAUGUGCCAGGAAUGAAAUGUUUCAAAUUAUUUUUCUUUAUCUGAAUGCCAGCACUUAUUUUUGUCACAUGGAGAUAAGUGACAUGUAGCCAGACUGUAUAACACACUUUAUAAAUUUUUUUUAGCUUUUCUUGCAGUUUGUGAAAAACUAUAAUUUAUGGCGUAAUCACAGUCACAAAGUUCCCAUUUAUUUACUGUGCAUGAGACUUUCUGAAUUUUUAUAGAAGUUUUUUUUCUGUAUGGCAUAUCUCUUUUUUUCAGAGACUCAGAAAGCCAGCCACAUCCAGUGACUGCGCUAUUGAAGAAUUUUUAUGUUAUUAGCCAAAACAGACUUCAAAAUGUCACGUAUGCAGUUAUUUUCCUAUCAUUUUCAUGUCAUCAAGUUUAUCUUGAAACAUAGUUGUAUGGUGAGGAUGUAGUGUGUGCUGGUCCACACAAAUUGUUGAUAGAACUUUGCAGGCUGUUUAUUAGGAACAUACCUCUGUUUUGUGUAGAUCACUGACACAUUGGUUUAUUUUAUUACAUUUCAGUAUGUAAAAUCUUAUUUGAAAGAAAGGUAAUUGUGUCUUUUCAGUUGAGUAUUUCUGCAGAAUUCCUCAUCCUCUUCAUUAAUUGACUUUCCCAAACACCUGAUGAAGAUGGUGAAUAUUUCAUUGAAAACGUGUACAAAAAUCUUACAAGAAAUCUGCAAUAUGAAAGCUCUCCAUUAACAUAGCUGAUAAAUACAAAAAUCCAGACAGCCAAAUGUCAUGUUGUCUAGUCUGGUAACUAAACCAAGUGGGUAGGUGCAAUUGUUAAGGCAUUGGACUUGCAGUCAUGACGAGUGAGGAUGGUACAACUGACAUUCUUUUCCCACAGUUGUCCAUUCCAAGUUUGAGUUAAAGAUUUCAUCAGUUAGGGAUGUUAAAGUCUAAUCCCCCUUCUUUCUGGUAAUGAAGUUACGUCUUGUUUGGAAUAUCUACUAUAUUAUGAAAAGGAUAGGUUGGUAUCCACUGGAAAGACGAUACGUUGAGUUGCAGACAGGCACGACAGACUAUUACACUUUGAGAUUUUGGCCAAAGCCAUCUUCAUAAAACUAAACACACACACAUUCACUGAAGCAAGCACACCUUGUGCACACAUGACUGCUAUCUCUGUCCAGAAUCUGCUAAAUCUGUUUCUAGCUAGAGUGACAGGAGAUAGCAGUCAAGUGUGUGUGAGGUAUGCUUGCCUGUGUGAAUGUGUGUGUGUUUUAUUUUCUGAAGAACAUUCUGGCUGAAAACUCACUGUCAAUUUUUAUCUUGACAUACAGUUUCAUGUUAAAAAAAGAUGGUACUACUUACUGUUAAUGUGUCCACCUGAAAUUUGAGGUUUUUUUGUCUACUUCAGUUAUAUUUUUCGCACUCUUGUGCAUAGAAAUCUUACCUAAACACAGGAAAUGUGUCACAUUAAUCGUACACCAUGCUAAUCAUAAAUCCUGCAAUAAAACACAGUAACAUAAUUUGUUGUUUCCAUUGUGAAUCUAAACAGAGGCUAUUCAGUAAUAAUUUAGUACAUAAGCAAUGCCAGAUGAAUUGAUGUGUUGUUUACAAAUUCACAAAAGAUUUAUUAUUUUAAGCUGUUUAUGACUUGUAUAUCUGUUACAUCUGGAAAUGAAACAAUGUUUAGUUAUUCUCUGAAUCUAAUGAUACUCAAGUCCAGGAUUAAAAGUAGUGCAGCGCCACAUAAACAUUUGGCUGUAUUAGAAAUUUUCCUAUUUACAGCACACUGUUAAGCUGUAGGAAGUUAUGUAUGGACAGUGGCUUUUAGAAAACUUCAAGAAGUAAAUUAUGUAGAUUAAGCAUUUUAUAUCAAGCUUUAGCAGGCUAUCAUAAAUGCAAUAUCUGAACAGCUGAUUUCAGUGCAUGUUUUAAAUUCAGUGGUGGGUAUUUCAUAACCCAGCAGAGCAGAGAUUUUGUAUCAACAAUCAACAAAUUCCUAAUUAAUGCAUUGUUUUUCACACGAAGUUCAGGACCUGUUGUGACAAAGAUUGAAUAUGUGUAAAUGGUACAUAUUUGUAAAGAGAGGGCGAUUUUAUUUUGAGUUGUGAAUAAGUUGUUCAUUUUUGUCCUCAUCUAGUUACCCAUAACCUUUAACUUGAUUACAAUAUACUUUUUAGAUUGUAUUAAAAAUUAAACCAAGUUUUUCAGAAGGAAUGAACGCAUACCAACUAAUAAAGUAUUAGUUAUUCUGAUGUAAUACUAAAAACUUAAGCAUUUAUGCAUGAAAGGAUUACAAUGACUUUAAGAAAUUAGGAUUUGUGGAAGCAUCAUUUAAAUAAACAGAUUUUUCUGUAGUUUCUAAGAUGCAGUAAAAUCCUUAAACACAAAUGUACACAAAGCUUUGUAACGGAGUGUUUUCUCCCCUUAUUACAUGUUUGAAACAGGCAGUUGUGUUGUCAGCGCAAUGAGGUCCCAAUGUUGUCACAUGACUACCACAUCAAAUAAGUGCCUCAUAAUUAUUCAGCUAGUGUGUUCCAAAAAAAAAGAAAGAAAAUAGUGUACGGGAAGUUCUGGUUGAGAAUUA
Molecule: messenger RNA, 7437 nt
Organism: Schistocerca cancellata (South American locust)
Lineage: Eukaryota; Metazoa; Arthropoda; Insecta; Orthoptera; Acrididae
Exons: 9
Coding region: 436-1401 (321 amino acids)
Molecular function (GO): 8-oxo-dGDP phosphatase activity; nucleic acid binding
Source: RefSeq, a predicted model, not a curated record